AUGCUUCAACUAAGCCCCGACUCAAGCUUCCACUUCGAAAUCCUCCGCGCCAUCUCCCUCGCGCCCUACCAAGGCGCCGACGUGAGCGAGGUCCUCACCGCUGCCGCCAAGAUUACGCCGGGCGACUUCGAAAGCUUCUACGCUGCUUUCAACGGCCUUGCUGCUCGCGUGCACGCACAGGCCGAAGGGAUCGAUGUGAACAAGUAUCCCGUCUCUGCGAGGAACGCCUACUUCAGGGAGGCAACGUACCUCCGCAGCGCAGAAUUCUACCUCCAUGGCAACUGGGAGGACUCGCGCAUAAACUCUGUCUGGGAGAAACACAGGGCCGCCUUCGACAAAGCCCUUGCCCUUCUCCCAGUGCCCGGCCAGAGGGUCACGCUCAAGGCCCAGGGGUUUGACGUGCCGGCCAUCUUCUACGGCUGUGGACUUCCCGGUCGCCGCCCAGUCAUUCUCAUGUGCAGCGGCUAUGACGGUUCUCAGGAGGAGCUUUAUCACGUUGGCGCCGAGGCUGCGCUCACCAGGGGCAUCAAUGUGAUUACUUUCGAAGGACCUGGCCAGCCCACCGUCCGCCGCGAGCAAAACGCCGGCUUCAUCCACGACUGGGAGCGAGUCGUGUCCCCCGUGGUCGACUAUGCGCUUGCAAGAGACGACAUCGAUCCCAACGCCAUUGGCCUUUGGGGAUACUCGCUGGGUGGAUAUCUCGCUGCUCGUGCUGCGGCCUUUGAGCCUCGCCUAGCUGCUGUCAUGGCCGUCGACGGGGCCAGCGACUUCGGAGCCACAAUUCACAGCAAGUUUCCUCCAGAGAUGGCGGCUCUGUUCAAAUCAGGCAAUAAAGAAGCCGUUGACCAAGCCAUGGCACAGACCUUGGCAUCUCCAGGGGCGCCUACUCCUCUUCGCUGGGGCGUGGAGCAUGGCAUGUGGGCGUUUAACACAAAGUCGCCGUUUGAAUGGGCAACCAGGUGCCUCGACUUCAAACUCGGUGAUGCCAUCCACAAUAUUAAAAUGCCAUUUUUCGUGGCUGAUGCAGAGAAUGACGAUUUAAUGCCUGGGCAGGCAAAGGGCGUCGCGGAAGCCGUUGGAGAGGUGGCGACGUACCAUUUAUUCGCCACGGAAGAUGGAGCUGGAGAGCACUGUUCUAUUGGAGCGGCUGUGCUUCAAAAUCAAGUCAUCUUCGACUGGUUCCAAGAGGUGGUGUCGAGAAAUAAGGCGUAA
Messenger RNA from Trichoderma asperellum CBS 433.97, 1212 nucleotides. RefSeq lists its product as uncharacterized. Lineage: Eukaryota; Fungi; Ascomycota; Sordariomycetes; Hypocreales; Hypocreaceae. The record is from RefSeq and is a predicted model, not a curated record.